Peronospora farinosa is the source of this 696-nucleotide messenger RNA. The record is from the annotation of a GenBank genome assembly. Lineage: Eukaryota; Oomycota; Peronosporomycetes; Peronosporales; Peronosporaceae.
AUGGAUUUCCUACUCUCAAGCGAGCUAUCAGCCGACACUUUGGCGGCAUUGCAGGCGCAUCUUCAGGAGCAACAGGUCCAACAGGAUGCAGGCGUAUCCGAGGACUUCCGUCUAUCACAAUUCUGGUACAACAACCGAACUGGUCGCGCUUUGGCACAGGAGGCCAUCGACCAGAGCAAAGAGAAAUGCAUUGCUUUUGUGAGCACACCAGCGGCUUAUCGAUACUUCCUAAAAAUUCAAGAGGAGAGCGAAUCGUCUAUCGACGGUGAUAAUGUGUAUUUAUUCGAGUACGACCGCCGCUUUGGCGAGAAGUACAACGACCACUUUGUCUUUUACGACUACAAUGAGCCCACAAAUCUGCCAGAGAAAUUUCACCGAUUUUUUGACUAUGUGCUGGUAGACCCACCUUACCUGAAUAUCAACUGCAUGAGCAAGUUUGCUGAGACUAUGCGCUGGCUAGUGAAGGACGUAGAGGUUGUACCGGGAAGCAAACACAAGAUCCUCAACCCAUGCACCUUCAUCACUGCACGCAUGCUCCGUAAAGAUAUCUUUGCGGAUCUAAACUUUACGCCUUCGGGAUUUACACCGACGUUCGAAUCCAAGCUGUCAAACCAGUUCCUGACGUAUACCAACUAUGUCUCCGACCGUUUUGGUGAGAGCACAGAGGACUUUGAAGACUCCGACAACGAGAAGUGA